Sander lucioperca (pikeperch) is the source of this 1074-nucleotide messenger RNA. Its product is annotated as saxiphilin-like. Gene Ontology annotation, biological process: cell-matrix adhesion. The record is from RefSeq and is a predicted model, not a curated record. The transcript has 3 exons. Lineage: Eukaryota; Metazoa; Chordata; Actinopteri; Perciformes; Percidae. Gene Ontology annotation, cellular component: basement membrane. The coding region runs from base 568 to 1074 and encodes 168 amino acids.
AUAUGUAAUGUGUAAACGUGGGAAAACAGGCUACUUGUUACAUUUUGUAAUGUAAAGCUUGGACAACGAAACAAAUGUUAGAUUCUUUGGAUUUUAUGUCUCAUGUUAGUGCUGGAGAAUAUAAUUUCAUAUGAUCCAGCCAAGUGGUGUCAGUGUUUACUUGCAAAAAUGGUCUGUAACCUAGAUUUGUACAAUACAAAAUCGGGAAAAUAAUAGCACAUAUAGAUAAGAUAAGAACAAGUAACCCUAAGAUCAGACGAGACAGUCUGGGAAGCCGGGGCUAUGAACAAUGAAAGGCCAAUAUAAAAAUGAUACCCAAUGAUUACCUUAAACUCACAAUGAUUACAAUAGUCUGAGAAAGAAAAACUGAUGAGAUAAAGACAAAGCAGUAUCCAUCUCUGCAGCUCGGCUGUGUUACAUGUGACCUCAAAGCUCCAGUGAAUUCGUGGGAAAUUACACAGCAGAAGUGUCAGCAAUCUGCAGGAUAUAAAGACAGAAGCAGCAGAGACGGCUCAACACACCAGCUGAUCCUGAACCAGGCUACACUCCCGGUUCAUCAUCGUCAGCAUGAGCAUGAGCAUCAGCAUGAAGGCAUUCAGCGUGUCUCUGACACUCUGCACCUUUCUGACCCUAAGCAAUGCCUGGCCCAUGAACCACACCAGCCCCAUUAUUAAGUUCGGGGGCCUCUGUGAACAACUGAGGAAUAACAGCCAGGGCCGCCCUGGAGAGUUUGUCCCACAGUGUGAUGGUAACGGGAACUUCCUCCCGCAGCAGUGCUGGGCGUCCACUGGGUACUGCUGGUGCGUCAAUAUCAUCACGGGAAAAGAGAUACCGAACACGAGGACACCGCCGGGCGUCACACCUGUUCAGUGUGGCCUCUGCGAACAAGAGAGGAAGCACAGCCAUGACCGCAUUGGAGAGUUCAUCCCACAGUGUGAUGGUAACGGGAACUUCCUCCCGCAGCAGUGCUCUGGGUCCACCGGGUACUGCUGGUGCGUCAACAUCAUAACGGGGAAAGAGAUACCGAACACGAGGACACCGCCAGGCGUCACACCUGUUCAGUGUGGUGAGUGA